This is a messenger RNA of Peronospora belbahrii, 10548 nucleotides long. The record is from the annotation of a GenBank genome assembly. NCBI's taxonomy places the organism in Eukaryota, Oomycota, Peronosporomycetes, Peronosporales, Peronosporaceae.
AUGGAUGUGUUAGUUACGCAGGCAACAAAGAUACUUCGCACAUACCUACGAAAGUCGUCGGCGGAGCGCGAAAACAGCAGCAAGACUGACUCACGGCUUGCAGAUAUCGACGAGUUUGAGGAAGGUGAAAACCUAACAAGUCCUUCUUUCUUGCUCGAAAAAGAUGACAAGACACUUGCACUGGAGACAGAGACAAUGGAAAAAAUUUGUCGAUCUAUUUCGCAGCAUAAACGGUGCGCGUUUGUGUUUGUCUCUCGCGCAGCUGUAGUGUCGCUCAAUGUCAACAAAUACGUAAACCUACGUCAAGAGAUUGAUGAUAAUAAAACAGACGCAGAUGAUCUGGGCGCACAGCAUGUGGAGCCAAUGCGGAAGGUGAUUUUACAGGAGGCAUUGCGGGCCACACGUAAACAGCUACUGCAUGUUUUAUUUGAGACGAUGGUGGAUAUUGAUGUUGGCUUGGAGGCCAAGAAGCAGCUGCAAGAUAUUGCAAGUCAUUUAACAGUUUUAGCCUUAGCCGAGUGCUCACGAGAGGAAUCUAAUUUUCCUGUGCUUUCGUCGUUGCAUGCAUCAACGCUGUAUGCAGCGACAAGAGGCUUGUCACCUGGUCGUCAUUUGGCAACUACAAAACGAAUCGAAAUGCUGCGCCAAGCGACUUAUGGUACCGCAAAAAUGGCGGAAUCAAACGUAACAAAUGAUUUCUUUUCUUUUGUGCAAGUGGUAACAGUUGCGCUAAGCUCUCCGGAUCAACACGCCGUGGAUGCCGCAAAAGAUAUCGCCAUCUUCAUGAUUAAAACGGCAAUCGCGCAGUUUGGCUCACCACGACUAGCUGUGGAACUUGGAGGUGCGUUAUUUAACAGCAUGUGUGAGGCUUUUGCGCACGAAUGCUACGACAAGGGAAGUUGGCGUCAGAAGCUUGGAGGUGCGAUUGGCAUCCAACUUCUUGUGGAUUUACUGGAGCCGCAAUGGUGUCACGAAAAUGAACUCACAAUAAUCAAAGCUUUGUUCUUCGUUCUUUCGGAUCACCCGCCGGAAGUGAGCGCAACUGUAAGUGCUGAGACUGGUGAGGCGCUAGUGAAGGUUGUAAAGACAGCUUGGAGAGCUCGGACAGGGUAUGUGGACCAUCUUGGCGAUAAUGAUCCCAAGAAAAAAGAUUUCUUGUCGUGUGUUGCUUUCCAGAAUACAGAAGUGUUUCAAAUGUUUGUCGUGGAAUUUUUUAGUCCAAAGGCACCAACACGACGAUAUGCGAAACGUUGUAUCGCCACGGUGGCAUUACUACAAGAAACGACUACAUCAGCGCUGCUGUAUCCGUACAACCAGUUGAUCAGCAAGCAAAUUACUGGAUGUAACCUUCGCAUGCUGCCUAGUAACACUAGGACUGGUUAUGUGGAUGCUAUGGCGUACGCAUUGUCGCUAGAUCCACCAAUUUUCUCGCUUACAAAGGAGAUAAUGAUUUUUCUUCAGGAGGUAUGGAAACUAAUUUCGGAAGAUUCGCAGCGCGAUGGAGUGACAAUGAUAGGGGCUGAAAGUCCCAACAACGUUGGAGGUUUGGCUCCAGCAAUUCCAGGUUCAGGGGUGUCGGCUCAGGAAUAUCCUUUUGGGCUUUCACAAGCGUGCGAACUGCGCAUUGCUGCUGCCAAAUUGCUUCGAGCAGCCUUUCUUGCAGCGCCAAACGAUCUAAAUCAGCAUCCUGAGUAUCGCAAUCGUUUUGUGGGCGUGUUUUUUCGAUACUUGACGGGCCAGCCCCCAGAGCUGGUGCAGGUAGCUCAAGAUGCGCUAAUGGACGUCAUUCAGUUGAACAAGCAAAACAAGGAUGUGUUUUUACCGAAGGAACUUUUGCAGCAAUGUUUACGACCGGUGCUUCUUAAUUUGGCUGACUAUCGGAAACUCAACCUGCCGCUGCUAGAAGGACUGUCACGUCUGUUGACGCUGUUAAGCAGUUGUUUCAAUGUGACACUUGGAGAAAAGUUGCUAGAACAUCUAAAGCAAUGGCGGGAUCCAGAUCGUAUUAUUAAAGCAGGAAUUUGGAAGCGAGGUGAAGAGCCCGCUGUAGCAGCAGCAAUUAUGGAUCUCUUUCACUUGCUACCUUCGAAUGACGCGUUUUUGGAGCCAUUAAUUGACUGCGUAGUGGAUCUGGAGGCUGUCUUACCCAAGUACGGAAGCUACGGUAAAAUGAGUUCGCCUUACCGAGUUCCGCUGACGCGUUUCUUGAAUCGCUACGCGUCUAUGGCCGUAUCAUUCUUUCUCAAACGUGAGCAUUUGGUUGAAGUGAAGUAUUCGUCACUCUUUCAGCAGCUUAUCAAGCUACCAGAGGCGGCUCCUCUUCACGCGAUCAUUAUUAGUGAUGGUGGAGCCAAGUUAGUGAUGGAGGCAACGUUUGAUGCAGCGCUUAAGCUAAACACUUCUGAUUUUGCGGACACGAAAGUGGGUGCAGAUGUACUAGGUGAUGGGAAGAUGCAGGCUCAAAUUCAGUUGAAUGCGCAAAAAGCGGCGACACAGGCUGUUGCGACCGCACAGGCUCAAGGGAUGACAGUACCCGCGGCGGAGGCUCGCGGAGAACAAGCUCGCGCGGCAUAUGUAGUAAAAGCUCAGGCCCAAGUAAAUGCCCAGCAAGCUUUGAAGGUGCAGUCUCAAGUGCAAAUUCAGGCCAAUGCUCAAAAACUUCAUGCGCAGACCCUGGCAGCAGCGCAGGCCCAAGGAUUGUCACUUGUACAAGCCCAGGCAAAAGCUCAGUUUGCCAGCAAAGACUACAUCGCAAAAGCCCAGAGUCACGUCUCAUCUGCAGCUAUGCAAACCUCUUUGCCCAGUGCAGCGAUGAGUACACUUGUCACACAGCAGCAAGCACAGCAGCUGCAAGCCCAAAUACAGGUGAACGCGCAGAAGGUCCAUGCUCAAGCCCUCGCGACGGCACAGUCACAAGGCUUAAAGCCAAUGCAAGCGCAGGAAAAGGCAAAGCAAGCACAAGCAACUUACGUGCAUCGUGCUAAUGCCCAAGCGCAAGCGAAGAUCGCCCGAGCUCAAAGUCAAGGGCUAGCAUCAUCGUUGGUGAUGAGCGGCUGCUCAACUCCAGUCAUUGGUGGACCAUUUGCAUCCAAGGCUCAGCAAGAAGCAUUGGAGCUACAAUACCAAGGAUUGCGACUGGUUCGGUCAAUUUGCAAGCUACAUCCAUCGUGGUUGGCGUCACAGACGCUUAUAAUCGAUUGUUUACGAAAGCUUUGGCGAUCAUCGUCACGUGUCCAGCGGCUCGUUGCGCAUGACCGGCUGCCUAUUAAGUUUCAUUUGGAGUCGAAAUGGCUGAUUAAGUGCUUCAUCAUGUACAGUCGUGUUAAGCCAGACGACGUGCAAGUGUUGCUGGAUAUGUUGUCAGUGUUUUUGCACCGGACACCUUUUGACUUCAGUUUUCUGCAGACAUUUUAUCGUGAAGAAGUUGCAGCCAAGUACAGCGCUGCAAAUAAACGCAACCUUGUUCGAUUAUUUCUGCGCAUGCUUCGUGAAACGGCUGCGUCUGAGGAGCUCAAGGUACAUGCUGUACAGUUGUUAAUAAUGCCUGUGUUAAUUACAUCGUUUGAGGAUCCAAACGUCAACAAUAUUGACGUGAUGGACCUGGAUACCGUUAUGUGGAUGUUACGCGAGAUUCUGGCGAGCAAAGAUUAUCCACUUGAUACGAUGCAAAGUCUUCGAAUUGAAUUGCUUAAGUUAGGCACUUUGCUCAUCCAGCACAUGAGCAAGUACGUAACAGAGCAUCGAAAGGAAGUGAUUAAGUUUGCGUGGAAUCAUUUGAAAGCCCACGAUCUGACGUCCAAACUUUGGGCGUACGUAAAUGUUUGCCGUUUUAUCUCAGUCUACGACACCCCGCCCAAAAUUGUCUUGCAAGUCUAUGUGGCACUAUUGCGUACCCACGAAAUGGACGCGCGUUUUCUCGUGCGCAAGGCGCUUGACAUUCUCUUACCGGCCUUACCAAGCCGUUUGCCGUCGAACGAGUUUAUUAAGGCCAUUAAGUGGACGAAGAAAAUUGCUUACGAGGAAGGUCAUGUGCUUGGACAACUCGUCCAUAUUUGGUUCUUAAUAGUUCGCCAUCCAGCCUUGUUUUACCCAUUCCGCGGCCAGUUUAUUCCUCUGAUGGUAAAUUCGCUAAACCGCUUAGCGAUACCUCCGAGUAGUACGCCAGACAAUCGUAGGCUUGCGGUAAAUAUUGUGGAUUUAGUUGUUUCAUGGGAGCAAACACGUCAAGAACGUCUGGCGAUGCGAGGUGCUUUCUCUAAAACAAAAUCUACAAGCCUUGGUGAAGCGCUAAAGCGAAGCUCACCAAUGAGCACAGCGACGACGGAAAGAGCUAUGGGCGAUCAUUCUGCAAAGAAACGAAAGAUUAUGACAACUGAAGGUACUUGUGUAUCGGAUACAAAGGCUGUUGUUAUCCAGACGAGUGAGGGUUUGAGCGUAAGCGGACUUAGCUCGCUGCAGGUUCAAGUUCCAACGCAAACUUUGAUCACUGGAAGUGGCCACGUUUUAGCAUCGCCAUCGUCGGAAGUAAAUCGGGUGGCGAGUAACGAAGAUGACUUUGAACUGAAUGGUGCUAUGGUAGAUCUGGUGAUUAACUUUGCUUUCCGUUUUGCUCUUGCAUCUGCGGAUAAGCAGGAAACGAGUCGCUUAGCGAAAACUUGUGGUGAAUUAUUCGACAAGGCACUUCGAUUGUGGCCGUCUGCGUCCAUUCGAUUUUCCUACUUUGAUAAGCUCAUAGCUGUCACUGCUGAGACAGUGAUUCGGCAACAGCAUCAACUGCAGGCUUCUGUGAACGCUGCUGCUGCCACUUCUGGAGGGACAGGGCAGCAAAUUCCAAUUUCGGCACCAUUGCCGUCGACAGUGAUGCCUUCAUUCUUUGACGUUCCAAAGGGUGCGCCUCUAUCAUCGCCAGCAAUUCUUGACGCUGUCCUGGGUAUCUUAAACUCAUUGAUCACCCCCGAGGUCGUUACGAUGUCUAAACGUCUGAUACCAUGUGUUGUCCAGUACGCACCACGUAUAAUGAAGUUGCUUGAGCCGUGCUUCGAUCACCAGAACCACGACAUUCAAGCGAGCCUAACGAAGUUUCUGUGCCGAAUGAUCGAGUUGUAUCCACCUUCUCGCGCACCACAACCUUUGAUUGCAUGCAAGUUUUAUCCGUGGCUCCGCGAGAUUAUCAACGAGCGUAUUGUAAGCGCCGCGAUGUUUCAGCAAGACUUGAACGUGAGUGGAGCAGGGGGAGGACCAGGUGGUAAUGCCACAUCAGGCCAUGGCCACGUUGCUGUCAAGCAGCACAAGGAUCCGAGUGGCAUCAACCCGUUAAUCAAUUACGAGGGAGCACGUAUGCGCUUGCUGUUCGCACAACAUCCUCGGAUUGUUAUGUCGCCUUCGAACUACCCCGGCGAAUUCACUUUAAAACUCCUAAGUGGUCUGGCUGAGACUACGCCAGAUUUUGCGGAUCACUUUGCUCCAGCACUGUUGAAGUUGGCGCAACGAUUCACGCGUGAGCAUUUAAUUCAGUCAGCUACAGAAGAAAAUGAAGGUGCUCAUGGUGGAAAGCGCGGAGGAAACAAUGGAACAGCAAUUGGUGUGGAAAGUGGGCAAGCUGUUGUGGACUCGUUUGGACGGAACCGAGUGAUGGCUACACCAUCGUUAGCAAUUGUGAAUGAAUGGAAUCAAAUGAUGGUGGGAAGAUCCAACUUAGCAGUGAAUAAUGUUGUACGGCAUGUUGCGAAGAAACGCGAGGUUUCAGGUGAGAAGUCUACGUCCAAGAAGAAGUGUAGUGCCAACGAUCUAUCUCUUGGAAGUGAAAUAGCUAAGACAAAAUCAAGCAGCGCAAUGAAAAAGAAGAUGGGGACUGGCAUAGGCAGCACGUCAGCGCGAAGUGGGUUUAUUGAUGGCAGUAGCAAGAGACCGAUUGAGCUUCUUGUCUUGUGCUACGCUUUACUGGCAAAGUGCACUUUUUCAACAAGCGAACACCGUCGUCUUUACACGAAUUUGCUGGUGCACUGUCUUGAAGGGUCAUUCAACAUUCCGCUUCUGCUUCAAAUUACGAGAAUUGUUGCCAAAAUGGUUGCAUCUACAGAUGCUCAUCAGAUUUUAACCACCAAAGACAAGAUGACCUUGCUGAACAAGAUGGCGACCUUUGAUCGGCUUAACGAAAUAUCUGCUGUUCCUUUGAAUGAGGAAUACUAUUUGUUGGUUCUCAAGCUCUGUGAGCAACCACCGAGCGAAUCUAGAGCACAAACCCGUUUGUUGCAAUUAAGCCCGACGCCACAGAGUCACAGCCUUACGACACACUUUGUGGCUGGCUUGCUUGCUCCAGAUCCAGCAAUACGCAAGAAAUUCCUGAAUAUUUUCUUUGCAGCUGCCGGUCCAGGGCCCGUUGCACGGGUCCAAUUUGUGCUGCGUCAGGAUUGGCAAGCUUGCGGAACUAGAUACUGGCCCGUUAUUGUGAUUGAAACGCUGAUGGCGGCCGUCUCCCCAAUUGCGUCACCAUCUGUUUCCGCAAUGCCAGGUUCACAACCUCCAAUAAAUAUAACUUCGGCGAGAGCUUCUACCCAUUCUGAGUUCCUUGCCAACUACGGUCGGGUGAAAUCAUCCGAACUGAUUUUGAGCUUACGCGACUUGGCACAUAUCGAUUUGGAGCUAGCCAAAGAGUUGUGGGUGAAUUUGUUUAGCGCAGUAUGGGAACUGCUGAAAGAGUCGGACCAAAUGCAGAUGACGAGCCAACUGCUGAAAAUUCUGGCGUCCAAAUACAACAAACGCGACCUAAAUGUGCCACUUGGUGCGUCAACUCCUCGCCGCACAAAUGUGGUACAAACCCUGAUGAAAGGUAUUGUGAGCACAAGGUCCAGUGCGCCAGUAAUGACACCCGAACUUGUUCUGCACGUUGCAUCAGCCUACGAUGUAUGGGGCUGUGCAUUGAGACUCUGCGAGUUUCACGUAGAGAACUCGAACCAGAGCGUGGAGAGCCGACUGCGAUGGAUUGAAGCCCUCAGUGCUAUCUACAAACAGCUGGGUGAAGAUGAUCUUCGAAUUGGAUUAAGUUUUGAAAAUGUAGCGCAGCCUGAAACGCGCACAGCGCUGGCUUUAGAAGCACUCGGCUGUGUCCACGAAGCGCAGGAGGAGUACUUCCGUGCUCUUUUAAAAGCGCAAAGCGGACAUGUUAGUAUUGAGGAGGUGAACAUGUUUGAGUUAAGGUUGUGGGAGGAACGCUGGGUGGAGUGCGCGAAGCAGCUUUGCCAGUGGCAGCUCAUGAAUGACUUUGCGAAGUCGACACAAAAUCAAGAGUUGCUGCUAGACUGUGCGUGGAAACGUGGAGACUGGUCUUCAGCAAAACAAUUACUGCUAUCACCAUCGAUGCAAUCCUCGACGGAGCUGGGAUGUCCGCAGACCCGUCUACAGCGUUUGUACAUUGCAAUUCUUGAUGCAGACAAGCGCAGCGCUAUCGAUAACCUUGCCGCUCAGACGGCUGAGCUUGCGCUGCAUCAAUGGCAAGGACUACCACGUAUCCUUUCUCGUGCGCAUUUACCGCUCAUGCACCUCUUUCACAAGUUCGUGGAGGUAAAAGAGUCAAUCCAGAUGAUGGAAGACAUUAAGUCUGCAAGUACUCAACAUGCAGCAAUGCCGAACCUCAAACCGUCUAUAAAUACAUGGCGGGAGCGCUUGCCGAAUAAGUGGGAACCCAUUCUUCUUUGGGAUGACAUUCUGACGUGGAGAUCACAUAUGUUCCAAGUGGUUAAGACUACGUUUGCGUGGAGCGAUGCGCAGGUGCUUGCCUGUAUGCACGACAGUCCGUGGUCCGUUAUCAAACUUGCGCAUACAGCUCGUAAACAACGACUACCUGAUGUGUGUCUCGGCGCGCUAGCCAAGUUGUACUCGGUUCCAGCCAUGGACGUACAGGACGCCUUCUCAAAACUCCGUGAGCAAGUUAGCAUUUGCUACGAGAGUGCUACAGAGUAUUCAGGUGGACUUAGCAUUCUGAAUACAACUAACCUGGAUUACUUCAGCAUUAGACAAAAGGCGGAGAUGUUUCGGCUCAAAGCCCUCUUCUUAGAAGCACAGGGAUCUCUUUCGGAAGCCAACCAGACAUUUUCUCACUGUUUGCAAAUUUGCAAUAGCUAUGGCAAAGGAUGGCUUUCGUGGGGGCACUAUUGCUACCGGCUGUUCCUGCAGCGGAAAGAACUCUCUCUGGCUUCACAAACGAUUGCGUGCUACUUGCAAGCAAUUCACCACCGAUGUAAUUCAGCACGUCUAAUGAUUGCUCGUGUGCUCUGGUUGCUGAACAUGGAUGACCGACAUGGAGCUCUUAUUCAGGCUUUUGAGACACAUGGAAAACAGUUACCGAUCUGGAUUUGGAUCAUUUGGAUUCCACAGUUACUUAUGGCGCUCGGCCGUCCGGAAGCGCCCCAAAUCCGAGGUUUGUUACGUGGCCUUUCAGCCAAAUUCCCUCAGGCGCUGUAUUAUACAAUGCGAGCUUUUUUUCUUGAAAACCGUGACAUUGCACUGAUGCUUGCUAACCAACAGCAUCCAUCAACUGCAGCAAGCUCAACGGACACGUCGCUUUCUGCGAAUGCAGCCUCUCCAUCUGGGACGCAUACGUACUACAGAACGAAAUCGGGACAUGUUGUUGGAGUUCCCGCGACUAUGUCAGUUGCUCAAGUACAAGAAGUUCCAGGACUCGUUGGUCCACCUCGCCCGUCACCUGCAGCAUUCAACGCACCACCAGAUGUUGUAUUGUCGCUGGAUGCAUGGACUGAAAAGCUUCGCAGCCACAGUGUUGAUGGGCAAUUGCUGAAGCCUGAAGUCGGCCCCGUGCAAUACACAGAAGACUUAUUGAACUUUUUGCGUAGAUCGCACGACUCCCUUACGUUUGAAAUGGAAUGUAUGCUGGAAGAGAUGAUUACCCGAUUCCGGCCAGAGCCAGAAGAAGAACUUCUCACGGCUGUUCACGCACUUUUACAGAAGUGUUAUCAGCUUCCAAGAUUGACAAAAACGGAGCCUGUACCAAAAAUGCUGCGCGCAGCACUUGCGAGGGUGUGUCGGAAGCUCUUUGUGAUGCUUUCACACCAGAAAAACGAAAAUCACGAGGCAUUUGUGGAAGAGUUUAAGGACGCGUUUGAGCGUGAUUUUAUUCCACUUGAGAACGUUGAUGCGCAGCAGCAAGACAAAGCGGCUACAACUCUCUACGAAAUCAUGAACCGACUGAAGCGUUGGAAAAGUUUACUUCAAUUGCGUGUAAAGAAGGCGGGCAAGCGAAACGCUGGUAGGCUGUAUCUAGAGCGGUGCAGUCGACACCUGAUCGAGCUCAGCAGUUCCAACGUUGAGGUCCCAGGACAGUAUGUCUCAGAUAGCGAGCCUAUAAAGGAUCUACAUGCACGAAUCCAGCAUUUUGAGAGUACGGUAGAUGUGCUAUUGCGUAACGGAUUUACUCAGCGACGUGUAACCAUGGGUGGCAGCGACGGCCGGGCAUACUACUUUUUGGUACAAUAUGCAAUGACACACAUUACACGAACGGAUGAGCGAAUGAUGCAGAUGUACCUACUGUUGAAUCGAUUGCUAGUACGUCACAAGGAAACCAAGAAACGCAAUACGGUCUUUCACGUACCAAAAGUGAUUCCCUUAACGCCGCGAGUGCGGCUACUCGAAGACAACCGCGACUUUGUCACGCUUGGCGAAGUCUAUGAGCUAGAUUGCCAAAUUGAGAACAAGGAUCCAGACAUUCCAAUGGAGCUAUAUCGUGAGCGUGUUAGCGAAGCAUUCGCAGCAGCAGGGGCAGAAAACGACUCGAGCAUGCAGGAGGAGAGGCGUGUUGCGCAGGCCAAAGCUCGUGCUUUCCGCGAAAUCUGCAGUGAGCAUGUACCAGAAACUCUGUUGGCGAAGUAUGUGUACGGCAUCUCGGCGCACAGCGACGCUUACUUUCAGUUUCGCAGCGAGUUCAUAAAGCAUCUAGCACUAUCAAGCUUUCUGUCGUACGUACUCUUUGUUGGAGACCGGGCACCUCACCGCGUGCUCUUCUCACGGCGCACUGGUCGGGUGGUGAGCACCGAGCUACGUCCUGGAUAUGCAAGCAGCGGAAUUUUGGAGGCGGCGACGACGAUGCCUUUUCGCCUUACGCGCAAUCUCUAUAGCUUCAUGACACGCUCGGGUGUACAGGGGCCAUUUGGUGUCGGAAUGAUAGCCGCCGCUGAAGCCCUUAUGAGUGAAGAGGACAUCUUGAGCAACCAGUUGUGUCUCUUCUUCAGAGAUGAUUUGCUGUCAUGGCACGCGUCGAAGACUCGAUUUCUGUCUCUUGACACGCAAGCCGCGGGUCGUGCGUCGUCUCCUAGUGCAUCCCCUGGUCCCGCAUUAGCGCAGCGCCAUGUGGAGUCGCAAGUACAGCAACGUGUAGAAGCAAAUGUGAGUCUCGUGCUCGAGAGGAUUCGAGGAGUGUCGCUGAAGAAAAAAAGUGGCGUAUCCUUGCAAGGCAUGAGCGUGCAAGAGCUGCUGGAUAUUGCUACCAGCCCGGAACGUCAGCAGGAAAUGUACCCAACGUGGUCUCCGUGGCUGUAA